UCUAGUACCGAAUCAGUCAACUUUUAUUUGAGUAUUAUAAUUUGUAUUUUUUUAAAGCUAGCGGUGUGUAAAGUUUUGUUUCUUUGGUGAAUUACAAAGUAUUCAGCGUGGUAACUUAUUCUACAAUGGAUGUUAUGUCACCACAGCUUAUGUGGAUUGGGACGCGCUGUUAUCGUGUGAAUCAAGUUUCCGAGCAACAACGGUAUCAAGAGUACGAGCAGCAGGAUGAAAACAAACCGUACGUUGAAGAAGACCUGUUCGAGGAGGACGAUCGAGAGCUGGAAUAUGAUAUCCAAAUCGGCGAAGGUGGCAAGUUCCAAACAUCAUUCCACGUUCCAUCUAUCUUUUUCGCGAUGAUCAUCGGUGCCAAGGGUGCCACCAGGCGCCGCAUGGAGUUGGAAACUAAAACACAAAUCAUCGUACCGAAGCAGGGCUCCGAGGGUGAUAUUCUGGUGAAAGGAACCUUCCGGAGAGCGGUCACCUCCUGCCGACAGAGGAUCGAGUUGAUUGUGCUCGGUGCCCGUAGUCGGCAACAGUUUACACAUUUCCUGUCGAUUCCUCUGAACUCGGAUCAGAUCAAGCAAAAUUAUAAGAAGUUUCGCGUGAAAGUACUAACGGAGCUGCCGAGUGCUUUCAACUUGGAUGAUUCGUUGUUUCAGAAAGUGGAUAAGCUGCAUCUGACGUUGUGUACGAUGAGUUUGAUGGAUAAUGAUGACAGGUCACGUGCGGCUCAGUUGCUGCAGGAUUGUCGCGAAAUGAUUAUUGGACCAAUUCUCGCAAAUUUUGGCUCCGUUGAAAUUCGCCUACGCGGCUUGGAAUACAUGAACGAUGAUCCACGCGCUGUCGAUGUUCUGUAUGCCAGUGUGGAAUCGGAAGCUCUUCAGCAGAUUGCCGAUCAGGUAAUGGAAUACUUCGUUGAAAACGGACUGCUUCAGAAGAAGUACGAUCGAGUGAAGCUGCAUGUAACGUUGAUCAACUCGUUGUUCCGGGAUAAUGCAGAAGGCGACGGCGGUGACGAUAGACGUGGCUCGAGGGUCACCUUUGAUGCUACGGAAAUACUGAGAGAGUUCGGACAUUACGAUUUUGGACUUCAGAAAGUCACCGAGAUUCAUCUUUCCCAGCGUUAUUCGACGGCUUGCGAUGGAUUCUAUGAGGCGACCGGGUUGGUUAAGUUGUGAGAAAGGUAAAUGUUAGAAAUAUGGUAAUUUACUACAAUUCUCUGUUUGAAGUGAUAAUGAAUUUCUCGAAAUCCAUGGACUUUUCACAUAAAUAAUGGUAGUCACACUUGUGCUGGUUACUGAAAAACCAAUAACAUUAAAA
Topomyia yanbarensis is the source of this 1320-nucleotide messenger RNA. Its product is annotated as activating signal cointegrator 1 complex subunit 1. Gene Ontology annotation, cellular component: nucleus. The record is from RefSeq and is a predicted model, not a curated record. The transcript is spliced from 4 exons. Gene Ontology annotation, molecular function: RNA binding. Bases 126 to 1178 code for a protein of 350 amino acids. Lineage: Eukaryota; Metazoa; Arthropoda; Insecta; Diptera; Culicidae. Gene Ontology annotation, biological process: DNA alkylation repair; regulation of DNA-templated transcription.